UAUAAUAGACGGAGCAGUUUUGUUAUUUCAUGGAGGACAUUGUGCCGCAUCUCAUUCCCUUCACAGUAUGUGUUUCUACCAACCUUUUCUAUGACUCUCUUAAGACUUCAUCCAGAAGGUGCCAUCAGCGCAAGACCCUUGACCUACAUUGUGAGACUGGAGAAUAUGCCGUGACGUAGAAUGAAAGAAAACGGUCGGAAAGGUACAGUCUGUUUUUAAAGAGAAACUAAAAGCAACAGCAUAAUCCCACCGUACACAAAGCCGAACGUGUUUACGAAACCAGCGAGAACCACUCCAAAAAUCUAAUCUCUUGAACGCACAAUGGCGUGACGUUGCAUUUCGCGACAGGUCACGACACCACCUUUCAAACACAAUGACGAACAGGUUCUCUCUUAUCAGUCUGAGGCCUAUAAAAGACGGCGGGGUCGCUAGCACAGGUUUGUGUGGGGUAGAGCAAAUCUGGUGUGGUUCCUGUGAGGAAAAUCAAGAACCUCCCGUCAUCAUGCUCAACUCGUCCUCGCUCGUUUUUGCACUUGCACUUUUGCUCAACUCGUUUGUUCACUCGGCAACCUUAGCUUCACCUGCAAGUAGAAUUGAAGACGAUACAGCAAGCCAAGACGGCUUUAGAUCGACGAUGGACGAAGAUGCGUCGAAUUUAGCAGGACCUGAUGAUUUCUCCUCCAGAAGAUUCCCUCUCACAGAGGGAAGGCUGGCUGAUGAAGAUGGGACGAAGAGGAUCUUUAUCCUUUCGGAUUUAGGAUCAAAAGGGGCUUCUAGGAGUGACGCAAGCUCUGGUUUUGGCCGAGCCUUCCCCGUGCGAUCACCAUGGAGAAUCGACUGGGCUCUUGCUGCAACUCAGAAGGAUGAGUGGCACAAUGCAGAUGAUCUCAUCCCCAUGGCCAAGAGAAACACGGACAAUAAGAUGCUUCGGUGCAUGAUCGGGAGGGUGUACCGACCCUGCUGGCAGGCUUGAAGAUACAGGGGAAGAAGAAAAAAAAAAAAAAAAAAAAAACACAACACAGCCACGACUUACCUAAUGAC
Ictalurus punctatus (channel catfish) is the source of this 1041-nucleotide messenger RNA. It is a transcript of the gene pmch, whose product is annotated as pro-melanin-concentrating hormone. NCBI's taxonomy places the organism in Eukaryota, Metazoa, Chordata, Actinopteri, Siluriformes, Ictaluridae. Bases 374 to 973 code for a protein of 199 amino acids. Gene Ontology annotation, molecular function: melanin-concentrating hormone activity; type 1 melanin-concentrating hormone receptor binding. Gene Ontology annotation, biological process: behavior; chemical synaptic transmission. The record is from RefSeq and is a predicted model, not a curated record. The transcript has 3 exons.